Messenger RNA from Rhipicephalus microplus (southern cattle tick), 924 nucleotides. RefSeq lists its product as uncharacterized. Lineage: Eukaryota; Metazoa; Arthropoda; Arachnida; Ixodida; Ixodidae. The record is from RefSeq and is a predicted model, not a curated record.
GCGACCAGUCAUCGCCAUGAACGCUCUGAUCGUUGCAACCCUUCUGUCUGCUGUCUUUGCCAUCGCCAUGGCUGGUGGGCUUGGAUACGGAGGCCUUGGUUACGGAGGCCUUGGUUACGGAGGCCUUGGCUACGGUGGCUAUGGAGGAUACGGUGGAUACGAUGGCUACGGCGGUAGCCUUGGAUAUGGCGGAGGCCUUGGCGGAGUUGGCGUCGGUAGCAGUGUGGCUCUUAUUCGUGGUGCGCCUGGGCUAUACAAGGCAGUACCUGGUCCAGCAUUUCUGGUCAGAACCAUCCACCAAGUGAACAGGUUGUCCAGUGGUGGAGCACUAGUCGCGCACUCUGGUCUCGGAGGUGGAGCAUAUGGCACAUACGUUCGUGGCUACGGAGGCGGGUUGGAUGGCUACGGAAGUGUUUUGGGAUAUGGUGGUUACGGUGGAUACGGUGGCUACGGUUACAAGGGUUGAUUGCAGUUGUUCUCAGUGUGCUAGUUUUCAGAGAGUCACUAAAGGUAUUGCAAAGUAACGCAUGACGACAAAAUGGCUACGCUGUGUCUGGAGCUGAGUCGACCAAACUGCGUGUGCAUAAUAUGCAAUGCCUAAAUUGAAUCAGAGCCGUCGCACUGGGAAAAUAUUUGCCUUAAUCAUAGUCAUGCAGCUGCUCGACUAAAAUCACGUUCAUUUUUUUCAUUUCUCACGUCAAGAAUAAGUAUUUGGUGAGCUCAUUGGAAAGCAACCGUCGAAGAUAUUCAACAUCUAAAGACAGAUUGCUCAACAGUACUUGUGCCCUUACUACUACAUCACUGCUUCAUCGGUGUUAAUAAGUAGUGUUCGCUGCCGAAGAUUCAUUGUUUAAACCAGUGAGAAUGAAAUGACACAGCGAUGACCAUGUGUAUGUUGGGAUUUUCGAAUGUGAAUAAAUGCCA